Molecule: messenger RNA, 10429 nt
Organism: Trichomycterus rosablanca
Lineage: Eukaryota; Metazoa; Chordata; Actinopteri; Siluriformes; Trichomycteridae
Gene: wnk3
Product: WNK lysine deficient protein kinase 3
Exons: 25
Coding region: 776-10270 (3164 amino acids)
Biological process (GO): intracellular signal transduction; protein phosphorylation; negative regulation of sodium ion transport
Cellular component (GO): cytosol; cytoplasm
Molecular function (GO): protein serine/threonine kinase activity; ATP binding; potassium channel inhibitor activity
Source: RefSeq, a predicted model, not a curated record
UCCGUAACACCGGCCCUACCGGCUACACAGCGAGGCAUGAGCAGACGGCAGCCGGUGCGCGAUAACACUAUAAUAACUCAGCGACCCAGGUCGCUUUGUGAAACCUGUAGAACGGAAAAUAUAAACCUUUGCAGGGGGUUUUCUGUCGGAAACGAAAAACUGCAGCAGCUUUGGUGUGGCAAUGUGUAAAUGUGUCUGCGUUUGUUCGUUUCUUUGGGAUUUACCAUUCUCUCCUGCGCUAAACCCAGGAGCCGACCGCCUAUAGCCAAGGAAUACACAUAUUGUUGUGUAAGAAUGAUAUUUAAUAAUUUUUAAUGCAAUUUAUUGUCAUUUUUCGAGCCUUCUAAUUAUUAAGGAAUAAAUGCUGAGCAGUCCGCUUUUGUUCCCACCCGAUUGGACGACGAAAGAUGCCUCACGCCGGAUUCACCUGAAUAUGCUCUUCAAACUCUGAGACAUCAUUGGUGAGAAAGACCCCAGUGAGCUGCAGUUUUUGGAUUUUCUAUUACUGACCCUGCCUCGGACUAUUGGUACAACACAGAGGCUCGGAGAUGGAUAGACGUUAUUUAAAAACUCUGAACUGACAUCUGUCUAAAUAUACAGAAAUUGUUCCAUAUGUCUUUGUGAGCGGAACAACAUCCAGAGAAGACAGAACAGAGACAAGGAGUUCAAUUUGUCCUGUUUUAAAAGGCCACCAAGGUUUGACAGAGACGGGGUCUGACAAAGCGCCAGAGCACAGGUGGAGGCGGUGGCAGCAGGGCACGAUAGGUCAUUUGCCAUGGCGACUGACCCCGGAGAUCCCACUGGCACAGAGGAGGCCUCCGGGGAGAAACCUGAUGGAGAGAGGGAGGAUGAGAAGAAAUGGAGAGGAAGCCAGGUAGCUCCUAAAACAGAUAGGCAGACCAUGGAGAGAGGAAAUGAACAAGAAGCCGCCUCUGGAUUGAGACCACCAGAAGAAGGAAGAAAAGCAGUGGAAGGUGGCAAAGUGUCCCAACCGAAGCGCGAGAACAAACGCUUCUUCCGCAAAAGCGUGGAGAUCUGUGAGACAGAAGACGACCUGGUGGAGGAAGAGGCCCUUCACAGCAGCCCACAUCUGGAGCUUCACACCUCUGACUCAGUGUUUAAUGCCGGAACUCAGCAGGUAACUGUCGGUGGGACGUAUGCUGACACGCCAGACCUAGGGAAAGGCGUCCCAUCAGCGACUGCCCUAAAAGGCAGGGAGCGAGAGUCUGAGCAGGAAGAGGAGGCAGAAAUGAAGGCCGUAGCUACAUCUCCUGGGGGACGCUUUCUCAAAUUUGACAUCGAACUUGGUAGAGGAGCUUUUAAGACCGUUUACAAAGGUCUGGAUACGGAGACAUGGGUGGAAGUGGCCUGGUGUGAACUACAGGACCGGAAGUUGACCAAAGCUGAGCAGCAACGUUUUAAAGAGGAGGCUGAGAUGCUGAAAGGUUUGCAGCACCCCAACAUUGUGCGCUUUUACGACUCCUGGGAGUCGACUCUCCGAGGGAAGAAGUGCAUCGUUCUAGUCACAGAGCUCAUGACUUCAGGAACGCUUAAAACAUACCUCAAGCGCUUUAAGGUGAUGAAGCCAAAAGUGUUGCGCAGCUGGUGCAGACAGAUUCUAAAGGGCCUGCAUUUCUUGCACACACGGACGCCACCUAUCGUACAUCGUGACCUUAAGUGUGACAACAUCUUUAUCACAGGCCCCACAGGGUCGGUGAAGAUUGGAGAUCUUGGCCUGGCCACACUUAUGAGGACUUCCUUUGCCAAAAGUGUGAUUGGUACCCCAGAGUUUAUGGCUCCAGAGAUGUAUGAGGAACACUAUGAUGAAUCUGUGGACAUCUAUGCUUUUGGCAUGUGCAUGCUCGAGAUGGCUACAUCUGAGUACCCAUAUUCUGAGUGUCAGAAUGCUGCCCAGAUCUACCGCAAAGUCACCAGUGGGAUUAAACCUGCUAGUUUUAACAAAGUCAAUGACCCAGAAAUUAAGGAGAUCAUUGAGGGCUGUAUUAGACAGAACCGAGGAGAGCGACUUUCUAUUAAGGACCUGCCCAACCAUGCGUUCUUUGGUGAGGACACUGGUGUACGGGUAGAAUUGGCUGAGGAGGACACAGGCUUCCAGGAUUGCCUGGCGCUGCGCAUCUGGGUGGAUGAACCCAAAAAGCUAAAGGGCAAACACAAGGACAACGAAGCCAUUGAGUUUAGUUAUGACCUGGAGAAUGAUAGUGCAGAGGAGGUGGCGCUGGAGAUGGUAAAAUCUGGGUUUUUUCACGAAAGCGACGCAAAGGUGGUUGGAAAGUCAAUUCGAGACAGAGUAAAUCAGAUUAAAAAAUCCCGUGCAAGGCGACAGCAUCAAGGCCCGGAGGAGCGGCGGGAUUUCUCUGCCGUUGUCUCUAUCUCCUCCACUUCUGUAUAUUCUUCAUUAUCAUCCUCUCUGGGUCCUGGAGCUGCCACUGGAUCUGCUGCUGCUGUCUCCACUGCUCCCUCUGUGGGGGCCACUAGGGGUCCAGGGGAGGGAGAGGACUUGCUGGAAGUGGACCAACACAAUUGUGAACAAAUACAGCGCAGCAAUGCAGUAGGCCUUACAGAAGCAGAGAACGUUUCUUCAGUCAGUCAGGACUCAACUGCAAAUGUGCAGAGCCAAGCCCAUUCCUUGGCACGAGACUCUGCAAACACAUUUGCUAAUGCUCAGACCAAUUUUGCCACCGGAACAUCUGUAAGGCACAGUUCAGGGGUUGCAUCCCACCCCCAGAUGAUUCCUAUUGGCCAAGGUGGAGGGGAUCCAAAUAUGCCUGUUGGUCAGAGUGGUCAGACAUCUGGCAUGUCCACUGGCCAAAGUGCUUGUGGGGUCCCUAAUAUUCCUGUAGCACAACCCUUUCUUCAGCCAGUUGGAGCACAGAUUGCUGGUGUACUGCAGCAGUAUUCUCAGUCCCUCACCCCAUAUCCCACAGAUGCGACACAAAUGUCACACUCACAGCCAAGAGAGGCAGUUCACACUUCUCAUGCUUCUCUCACACAAACACAGCCUUGUGUAGCUCCCAUGUCAACCCAGACCCACAUUCCUAACCUACCUGGGCCACCAGCUGUAUCAUCAAUGGACACAAUGAUGACCCAGACCCAGCCUAGCACUGCACCUCAGCAACAAGUUGAAACCGUGCCCCAACAAAUUGCAGUUCAGCAUCAACAACAGAUAAUGUUAGAUCCACAGACUGCACUCUUACAACAACCACCCCAAUCACAUCAACAGACAUAUGGAAAUUCACAAUCACAUGCGGCUGUAUUACAACAACACAUGGAGCAAAUUCAACAGCAAGGUGUUUUACUGCAUCAACCUCCUGCUUUAUCAGGAAUACCAACCCAACAGGUAGACCAUGCAAAGGUAUUUUUGCAGGAGCAGCAGCUGCAUCCAGAUGUAGCACAUCAGCCAUAUAUUCCACAGUAUCAACAGCAGACUCUUGCUGACUUACACCAACAGGUAUAUACACAGCAAACUGUAGGGGUAUCCCAGCAACAGCAAAUCCAGCAGAAUGUAUCAGCACAGCAACAGUUAUCACAACAUCAGCAGAUAUUUAUGCCCAAUCAAGUUGAACCGCAAAAGUUAAUAGCAAUGCAGUCAACCUCUCAGCCACACCAAUCAGUACUUGUUGUACAGCAAAUGGAACAACAGAAAAAACAACAAGUCUAUUUACAGCAACAGCAGCAGAUAAAGCAACAAGAAAUACUUCUUCAGCAACAGCAACAAAAUACUGCAGUGCAGCAUCAGAUGGAACAUCAACAGUCUCUACAGCAGCAGCAAAUACAACAACAAGCUCUACUGCAGCAGCAACAGGUCGAGCAGCAACAAACCAAUUUACAGCACAAACAACAGUUUGAACAGCAACCUUUACUGCAGCAACAACAAUUAGACCAACAGACCGCACUGUUAAUGCAACAACAGGAAAUACUUCACCAACAACAGAUAAAUACUGCAAUGCAGAAGCAGGUAGAACAACAACAGACUCUCCAGCUGCAGCAGCAAAUACAGCAACAGGCACUACUGCAGCAACAACAACAUUUAGAGCAGCAACAAGCCCAUUUACACCACAAACAGAAUUUUGAACAGCAACCUUUAGCACAGCAGCAACAAUUGGAACAGCCAGUUCUAUUAGCACAACAACAGCUAGAACACCAGGCUCUAAUCCACCAACAUGCACUUUUAAAACAACAGCAGUUCGAGCAACAGCAGUUAGUGCAUCAGCAAAACCAAGCCAUAUUGCAACAACAGCAGCUUCACACCCAGCUUCAACAGCAAAAACAAAUUGACCAUCCGUUAGUCGAACAACAGCAACAGUCAGAACAACUGCUGCCUGUAUUGCAAGACAUGGCAAAAUCUCAAGUUACCCAGUCUCAAAUUCAUUAUCAGUCAGAGCAGCAAGCAUUUAAACCAGAGGGUGAUCAACAUCAGCAGAUGAUACUACAACAACAGACACAACAACAAUCACAAAUGAGAGAGUUACAGCAGCAGACUCUGCUCAACCAAUGGCAAGAUCAACAGCAGCUUCAACCACAUCAACAAUUGAACCAUCUGGUACCUCUUGGACAACAGCAGGUUAUAACAUAUGAAACUCUUCAACUGCAACAUCAAGCUCUACUUAGGCAACAACAGGAACAAUCACAGCUCCAAAAUCACACAUUGUUUUUACAGCAGCAGCACCAUUUUGACCAAGCACCUACUGUGCAAUACAACAGUGUACAACAAGAAGCUGUCACUCUUGAGACUGUGCAACAGCAUCAGCAGACUCUACUCCAGAAGCAGACUCUGCCACAGCAAGUUUUGUUUCAACAGCAGCAGCAGUUUGGACAUCAGAUAGCUCUUGGACAGCAUCAGAGUGAAGAACAGAAGACUGUCACCCUAGAGACUCUUCAACUGAAUCAACAGGAUCUGCACAAUAAACCACCAGAUCAGCAGCAACUACAGCAGCAGUUAUCUGUACUGCAACUGUCCAGUCAGGCUAACCAAAGCUUCACUCAACAACAAAUAGUUCAGCAACAAACGGUUUCUUCUGAGCACCAAGAUAGACCUUCUAACAAUAUGGUUGUUCAAACAAUAUCACAAAUGGUCAGCUCGCAAAGUCCAAGUCAGGUCCAAACCUCUGUACAACUUCCACCACCUACAGCAACAAUUCAGUCUUUAGGUCAUGGUGAAACUGUUACACAAAUCCAUGGUCAAAUACCUGUACACAGCCAAGGUCACUCAAUUCCACAGUCAACAGUUCCAACCCUGGGACAACCUAAUCCUACACAAUUUCAAAUUUCUCAGGCAUCUGCAAUCCAAGCUCCAGUACAGAGCCAGGCCUCAGCACAACCACAUGUAAAAGCCCAGACCUUUGUUUUAGCUCAAUCACAGACUCAACUGCCCCUACAGGGACAGAUUGUCCCAACUCAAGUCCUGCCAACUCAACCUAUAACUCAUGUCCUUUGUCAAGGUUCAGUGGUACCUCAGUCAACUCAAGCCCCAUCUACCUUGCUGACAGUUCCAUAUACUCAAACUUCACAACUUGGUCAAAAAAGCAUCCAGUUAGAUCUCACACAGGGUACACAGCAGCUACAGCUUCCACCUCAGCAGUACCAUCAAAUGGUGGUAUCCCCUGUAUCUGUGGGAAGUAGCAUUACUACUUCCUCAGGCACUCUAGUUUCUGGCACCUUGUUGACCAACCAGGCUCAAAUCCCAGUCCAGGUACAGACACAACAGAUAGUUAACAUGCAGACUCUUGAGCAGUCUACACCACACAUACAACCUCAAAUUCCCCAACAAGUACAGCAAGUUCAAAAUAUGCAGCAGCAUCAAGUCCAACCACCGCUUCAGAGCCAGGUUUUUUCAUCUGUAAAUCAACCGUUACCACCUCAACCAUCUGCCCUGAAUCAGCAACCAUCUCCGCUACAAGCAGCCUUGGUUGCUUCACAAGUCCUACCAAGCCAACCACAUCAGACACAAGUUCAGACUGACCCACUUCAUAGUCAAGUUGUAACAAACCCAAUAACCUCUCAACAACAUCUGACUCAAGUAGUUGUACCUGCCAAUUCUCACUCCCAGACAGCCCUUCACUUACAGACAAACAUCCACCCACAGACACCUGUCCAAACACAGGCCCAUCUCCACACACAGACAUACACAGAGCCCUCCGUCACUUUUGUGCAGCCAUCAUAUCCACAAGGUAUACUGCAUCAAACACAUAUUGCCUCCAGUCCAUCUCAUACCUCCCUUCAUACAUCUUCCACCCUGUCAGACCUCCAACUUCCUCCCUCAGCCUCAGAACUUCCUGCCUCCACUGAAACACAACCUGGGCUAACUGACAUCGCUCCCACUGCCUCUCUUCCUAUCAAUACUCUACAGCCCUCUGGUUCUAAUGGCAUUAACCUUACCCUGGUCUCACUGGCAGACUGUGACCCUGCAUUGAUGAGCGGUACACAGGAGAAUCCAGACCAAUCUGGCAACCAUUCCGUAUUAGGCUCUGUUCCAGUCAAUGGAGAAGAAUCUCAGUCAGUAAAUGGAAAACUAGAGAAGCUGAAGACUCAGAGAAGAUCUUCCUAUCAACGUCCUGAAAGAACCACUCACUUUCAGCUGAGCAUGCUGCAGGUGUCGAACACUGGUGAUAACAUGGUAGAGUGCCAGCUUGAAACCCAUAGUAACAAGAUGGUGACCUUCAAGUUUGAUAUUGAGGGUGAUGUUCCAGAGGAGAUAGCAGAUUACAUGGUGGAUGAAAAGUUUCUCCUUGAAUCAGAAAAAGAAAGAUUUGUGGAGGAUCUGAAAAGUAUUGUGAAGAAUGCCCAGGAGAAUCUCAGCACCCAGUCACAGUCUGCACCUAUGGAGCAACUUACCGUGAGCACACCAUCAAGUUCUGCUGAGUCUGCUACUCAGUCUUCUCCAGUGGGUCGCUGGCGAUUUUUUAUCAAUCAGACUAUUCGUCAUCGUGACUCGCACACCAGCAAAGGAGCCUCCACUCCCCCGCCAGAAGGGGAGGAACAAGAUUUUAAAACACCAGAGACUGAAAGAGCUUCAGACUAUGAGGAUUUAGAACAGUCAGACACCCUGCCUGGACUCAAGGAAGUGACCCCCUUUUCUGUCCCAACCUCUGGUGUUGGUGUCUCUGUUUUGGACUCCACCAGCUGUACCUCAACAACUCUCCAAAUAUCCACAGCACCUAUAGCAUCUCAAAACACACAAAUUCCCACCCAGCCAGUUGCUGAAAAAGAGUCUUCAACCGCUAUUCAAGCAAAAGUUCCCAGUUCUUCUAGUAUGGGCUCCAAUUUUGGCCUAGGCUCUGUAGAUGGCGCCACCACUGUACCCACCAUGAGCGAGAGUCAGAAGCCUCCAUCUAGUGACCAAAUACAGCUACUGCAGCAGUUACCCCAGGCGCCAACAAUGCUGAGGCCAGAGAUUCAACCUCAACAACUCCCAGAAGUCUAUUCAUCGCAGCCUUUGUUUAUAAACACUGAUCAAACUCAGCAGCAACAACAACAGUUUAAUCCGACUGUCCAACAGCAAGGGUAUCAACAGGCCCAUCUUCAUUCAAACCACACCGAGCCACACUCCAUUCUGCAGGCUCAGCCAGUCGCAACAGCACCUCAGACCUUAGCCAACACAAUCCUGUCUUCAGUGCAAGAGCAAAACACACAGGCCUUUCAAGCCCAGAAUUCAGUACCAAUUGCUUACCAACAGGGACAUCCUGAUCUUGUUCCUCAACCAAUAGGCCAGCAGACUGUCCACCUACAGCCGCUUGUUCUUCAACAGCAAGGUAAUCUGGAGCAGAUGCAUUCAGUGGUACAGCAGCAGGGUGUUCUCAUGCAGCAGUUAAUGCAGCAGGAAUCUGUGCAGCCCUCGUUGGCCCUUCUGUCAGAGCAGAACUUACAAACACAGGAACCGUUAUUUCACAGAGCACAAGUUCAAUCUCUGGUUCCACAGCAGAUAGCUCCUGAGCAAAUGCAACCCCAGCCAGUGCCACAGCAGACGACUCAACCUACAACCUUGCCCAUGCAGAAGCAGCCGUCUUUCCAGCAUUCAGAGUCGGAGCUCUCCACUGGAGAGGCCAGUGUCACGGAAGACACCUCCAGUCACUUUGCUUCUUUCCAUCCACUGUCCGAUGUGCCUCUCCCACUCUCCGAGACAGCUGCACCAGCCCUGGCACAUGUGCUGUCACCAUCACCUGCCCAACCUUCCUCAGUGGCAGAGUCAGACAGCGAAGGCCCUCCAAAAAUGGAGUUUGUUGACAACCGCAUAAAGACACUAGAUGAAAAGUUGAGGACUCUGCUGUAUCAGGAGCAUAGUGGCAGUGGAGCCAAUAAUUCCACCCUAGCUUUCUCUGCCUCAGGCACCGCCUGCACCUCAACACAAAUGGACGAGUCAUCCGAAUCUCACCCGCUGCCUCCAUCUGCACCCUCACCCCCUUCUGUCUCUUCCUCAGACACCUCCCCACACUCCUCUUCCAGCACCACCUCCUCAACUACUUCCCGCUCCUGCUCCACCUCGUCGGACAAAGAUGGGGAGAAAACGAGAGAAGAUGGCAUCGUUCAACCUGCUCCGGCUUCCUCUACUGCUGUGGAGUGUCAACCUGCCUCAUCCUUCACCUCCCCCUCCCCUCCUUGCUCCCUUUUGUCUUCUUCACAGGAGCCUGUGCCAGGACCCCCAUCUCUACUUGGUGAACCCACAGUUCUUGCUACCUCCUCCCUCUGUGACAGCAGUUCCCCUGGAGACGUCCUUUGGCCAUCCUCGUCCCAGCACCCCCUCACACCAGCAGCCGGACAGCAGCAGCAGGACAAUGAAGGAGGUGGAUAUUUUGGCCUAAACCUGACAUGUCCUAGUAUCAGAAAUCCUGUUAGCAAGAAAUCCUGGACUCGCAAAUUCAAAAGCUGGGCGUGCAAACUGCGCCACUCUGCCAGCUUGUUCAAGAAGCCUAAAGUCCAGCAAGGUAGCGUUUGCACAGAGCGCGAGUGUUUGCAUGGGUCACCCAGGGAAUUUACCUUUUAUUUUUCUGAUCUGGCCUUGUCCUCAUCUCUUGUUCUGUUUCACCUCUGGACAGAUGUCAGUUCCAGCAGUCAAGGAGUGAGAGAUGAGAAAGAGGCACCUUUAAAAACCCAGCCGUGUUUGCAAACAGGACGUUUCCAGGUCACACCGGUACUCCAGCCUGAGGAUGCAGCUCCUACAGUGGAGGCAGCAUCAGGCCAGGACAACGUUCCCAAAACAGUGGGACGAUUUCUUAUCACGAAGGCAAGGGAGAAGGAAGAGCAGCUGACAGACAGCUCUCCUGUCUCUCCGGACCUGGGGAAGGACAGGCGAAAGAAAAAAGGAAAGCAUGAAGAAAGGUUGGAAAGGACAACAUCGACAGGGGCCCAUCACCCGCUACGUAGCCACACACAGUCUCCUGCAGGCAGCAGUGAUGAUGAAAGCGAGGUGGAAGAUGAAGAGCUGAGGAAGGAACUGCAUCAGCUGAGAGAGAAACACAUCAAAGAGGUGGUUUCACUGCAAGCGCAGCAGAACAGAGAACUACAGGAACUCUACAGGCAGCUUCGCUGUCUAAAAGACCGCCGUCAGCCCGCACUGUCCCCUGCAACAGGACUGGCCAUCUCCCCACGAAGACCUCGACCCUCCAAAACUAAACUCCGCCCUCGUCCUCAUUCCCACACAAACAACAAUGGAGUUUCACACCAAGGUGCCCUCCAGCAAUCCAGCAGUUUCUCCGGGGAGCCACCUAGACCUCGUUCUUACUGCCACUCAGAAAAAAAAGCUUCACUUAUAAGCAAGACGGAGUGCACACCCUCAGUCCACUGUUCAUCUAACAGAACAUGCACCUUCACUGACGAACUGCACAAACUUGUAGAUGAUUGGACCAAAGAGGCUGUCAUGCCCGCUCUACCCAAACCGUCUCUUAAUCAGAUCAAGCAGAUUCAGCAAGUGCAAGAAUUAAGCGGGUGGAACCAGGCUACAGAGGCUUCAGCUCCAGCCUGGUUCCCAACCACGUCUUUAAAUCUCCAGAGUGCCACAGCAUCCAUCAACAGCACAGGAGGCCCAACCCCUCCAGUCUACACCCAGACCGUCAUCACUCCUGUAUCGCAGCAGAACCCUCACCUGCAGGCUCAGGCCUUUCAGUCUGUACAGUAUGGUCUGCCUCAGCCCACACUGCCCAGCGGGGUAACCUCUAGUGUGCCCAAUCCUCUGUCUGCCCACUUGCCUUCUUCCUCUACGCCCACCAGCAUUGCCUCCACCUCCACAACUUCGUUCUGUUCUUCUACAAAUGCAUGAGGCUUCUCCGGUUCUGCAUUGGUCCUGGUCUUUGAUGCCAAAGUCAAACUUGUGCCGCUGCUCUACCCUCCCCUUUAGGCCUGAACAAAGGAGGAGGGGUUUUAUUUUGACAAUGUGAAAAUUCAGUCGUGAAUAAUAAAUAAGGAACUAGGACAAAGA